AUGGCAUAUUCCUGCUCCUUCAUGGACAUCGUCGGGUCAACCGUGGAAAGGUUCUGCUCCAUCUGCUUCACCUGUCUGACCUCAAUUCGGUUCCUCUCGAGCUUCUCCUUGAUGGAGACGAGCUCCUUCAACAGCCUCGCGAUGGUCUUUUUUUGUUGUCCCUUGGCCCCGGAGCACCUAGACGCGCCCCAUCACUUGAUGGAGGCGAGCUCCUUGAGGUGUCUCAGCAUUGUCUUCUUCUCAGCAAUGUUCAAGGGAACCCUUCUGCUCCUUCAUCUGUCUGACUUCAUUUGUCGCUGCCGCCGGCUGUUCAAUCGCAACACCUCCGGCCUGUGA
This is a messenger RNA of Symbiodinium necroappetens, 336 nucleotides long. The record is from the annotation of a GenBank genome assembly. NCBI's taxonomy places the organism in Eukaryota, Dinophyceae, Suessiales, Symbiodiniaceae.